This is a messenger RNA of Cydia pomonella (codling moth), 5375 nucleotides long. RefSeq lists its product as uncharacterized. Gene Ontology annotation, biological process: protein phosphorylation. The transcript has 18 exons. Gene Ontology annotation, molecular function: protein kinase activity; ATP binding. The record is from RefSeq and is a predicted model, not a curated record. Bases 150 to 2315 code for a protein of 721 amino acids. Lineage: Eukaryota; Metazoa; Arthropoda; Insecta; Lepidoptera; Tortricidae.
GGCACUGCGUCUAUAGUCUGUGGUCUCAUGGAAGGAAAUAAGGAUAUCCUUGGACUGCAGAUCUUUUUUGAUUGUGAAUUUGUGUAUCAAACAAUCAAUGUAAUUAGUACUUAAAUGUGUUUAAUCGUAGGGCAAACGUGUUAUUUAUAAUGUCGAACCACACAAUAGAUGGUAAACUGAAAGGUUUAGAGGAGCGCUUCCAGAACGAGUUGCGUAUGCGAAAAGAAGGUUCUUUUCAUAGUCAAGGUGCUCUUGGAUCUAGUAGACCUGGCAGCGGACGUAGGCCUAAUAAACCCUUGUUCGGCAAAGAUAUACCGGCGUUCCCGCCGCGAUCGCCACAUGCGGCGGAGACGGAGAACAGGAUGAGGGAGGUCCACAAGGUGAGCGGCAACCUGACCGUAAACAACGUGCAGUACCGCUCGAAUGUGGACGACCUCAUCCACCUCGGGGAGCUCGGCAGCGGCACCUGUGGGCAUGUAGUCAAGAUGCUGCACAAACCCUCGGGCGCCGUUAUCGCCGUUAAGCAAAUGCGGAGGUCGGGCAACUCUGAGGAGACGAAGCGCAUUCUGAUGGAUCUCGACGUCGUUUUGGGCUCACACGACUGCCAGUACAUAGUGCGUUGUCUCGGCUGCUUCGUAACCGACGCCGACGUGUGGAUCUGCAUGGAGCUGAUGGCGUCCUGCUUCGACAAGUUGCUCAAGCGCCUCGGCGCGCCCAUCCCCGAGGCAAUACUCGGCAAGGUCACCGUCGCGACGGUGAACGCAUUAUCGUACUUGAAAGACACCCACGGCGUGAUCCAUCGUGACGUCAAACCUAGCAACAUACUACUGGACGAACGCGGGAACGUGAAGCUUUGCGACUUCGGCAUCAGCGGGCGACUGGUCGACUCCAAGGCAAAGACUAGGAGCGCCGGCUGCGCGGCGUAUAUGGCACCCGAACGUAUCGACCCGCCGGACCCUCAACGGCCCGACUACGAUAUACGCGCCGACGUGUGGUCGCUCGGCAUAUCGCUGGUCGAACUAGCCACCGGCGUGUUCCCGUACAUGAACUGUCAGAAUGACUUCGAAGUGCUCACCAAGGUGAUAUCGGACGACCCGCCGCAACUGCCGGAGGACAGUAACUUUUCACCAGAAUUCAAGUCAUUCGUAUCGCAAUGUCUAACGAAGAACUACAGACAGCGGCCGAAGUACGCAAAACUAUUGGAACACCCGUUCGUGGUGAAAUCGACGAGGAGCAACGUGUCCGUGGCGGACUGGUACGCCAACAUCACGGGGGGACACCCCACGCCAGCCAAGACCGUGACAACAACAGCGACGCACACAGUCACUAGUGCUAGGGAGUUCGAAGCGCCCGUGACGCCCCAACCCGUCAGGAACAUGGUGACCAGCCAGUGGAACGUGGAGCUCACACCCACGCCCGCCAGGUACUUGUAUACUCGCGGUCAUGUUAUACGGUCACAACACGCACACGGUCACAAGUGCUUGAGAGAAACGCCCGUGACGCCCCAACCCGUCAGGAACAUGGUGACCAGCCAGUGGAACGUGGAGCUCACACCCACGCCCGCCAGGGCGUGGUGGGCGGCGGCAGGCCCGCACGCCGGGGGCAGCUCCUCGCAGCCCGCGAGCCUCGAGGCGGACUUCGCGAACCACUCGCCAUAUCCUCGGCGCAGGACGCUAGAGGCAUGCGCGUCGCCGCCCCCGCCGCCGGCCCGGCGGGUCUCCGCGGACAACCGGUGGCGGCCCUCGCCCGCGAGCUCCGGCAACACUAGUCCUAUAGUCCUGCAGAGGUUCUACCACCAGAGCCAGCAGCGGCGGUCGCGGGUCGACCUGCACGCGGCGCCCCGCCACCGGAGCCUCAGCCGCGAGCACAGCGCGGGCCGCUCGCCGGAGCCGCCGCCGCGCACGGGCCGCCCGCACCCCAUGCUCGGACACGAGGCAAACGGCGUGGACUUGGAGCCGCCGUCGCUCCACGACCGGUUGCACCCGCACCCGCCGUCACCGCUCCUGCUCAACAAUAGGUACGCGAGGUUAUCAGAAGGCCGCAGCCAAAGCCUCACCCGCGCCGAACCCAGGAACGGGUUCCGCACGGACCUGCCCGCGCCGCACGCGCCGCGGCACCGCCACGACGACCAAGGCUGGCUUCACUCGCUCGCCGGACUCCUCAAGAGGAGGCUGAGCGGUUACGUCAAGUGGCAUCACGUUGCAGGCAGGCGGGAGCCGCACCCGCCCUCCAACAGAUGGGCGGCAGCGGAGAGUUGGAGCGUGCCCGCGUCCCCCCUCCCCCCGCGGGCGCCGCCCCCGCGCCCCGCGGACUAGCGCCGCGACACGUGGUACGUCGACAAGUGGCUCCACCGCGUCGCGUACUGCACACCGUAGAGGUAGAGCCACCCGCAAACAAGUCACAGUUACGCUUCAAGGUAACCUUACGUCAUGAGAUUACGGGCUAUUAUCGUUUGACAUUACAGCUUGUUAUAAUCAUACUCGACUUUGAGAUUAUAAAAAAUCUGGAGCAGGGAACCCCGCGUUUCAAAUUAAAACUCUACUUAAAAUAACAGGCGGGCUUGUUAUUUGUGAUGACAUGAUUAUUUUAUUAUUGUGUAAUUGAGCCAAUAGGCAAGCUUGUUAUGGUUAUGUCAACCUCAUUAUGUCAAAUUAAGUCUCAACUAAAUUAAGUCAAACUUUGUACGUCACAUUUAAUACUUCAGGUCUAUUUACUUACAGAUUGUAAUUCGGAAUUUCUCGGUUAUUGUCGGCAAGGCUCGUCACUCUUAGAGCGUUUAAUUUCAAUAAAAUUGAUAAUACAUGUAAUAUUAAGAGACUAAUAUAAUUUAUUUAAAAUAUUUCGUGUGUUUUUCAAAUCUGUACCUGCCGAUAAAAACUUAUCCCCUUAUUCAUAAACGUCUACUAAAGUUGACAAGCCGCUAAUAAUCGUUUGUCCCUUUCCAUCAUACCAAUAAGUCGGAAAGGGACAAACGAUUAUUAGCGGUUUGUCAACUUUAGUAGACGUUUAUGAAUAAGGGGGUUAGAAAUGACGAAUGAAAAGAUCGACCCGUGUGAACUUCACGACUUAUUAAAUACUAUGUAAAGACUUUUAUAUAAGCUUCACGAGUCAAAGUGUAGAUCGUGUCAUUCACGAAGACGCGUGCCUUGACUCGUAUUGUCGUGUUAUUAAAGGUUAGAUUUGACAUGCGCGUCAUCGUGGCUGUCACGUACUUUUACAGUCGGGCAAUGUAUAGUUUGAUCAAAACUCCUUUGGCUUUCACAAAACAAUCAAAAUACGCUCUCAUUUUAAAACGACAUGAAAUUUGGCAUGAGAAAUUGUAAUCUAAUAUAUUAGACUGAGUAAAAUUAUUACAUACGCGUACGAGUACCCUUACUGGCACUUGAACCCGGGACUAUUGGGUUCAUAGGCAGGGUCACCCACUAAACCAGACAGGUAUUGCAUUCACAGAGUACCGUGUGCCCUACAAGAAGACAUUUCAUAGGUGUUGCUCAUGUUUUAGGCUAGAUUAAAGAAGUUUUAAGAAAUCUAUAAAAGUGUACGAAAUUACCAAUAUUUAUGUAUUCAAAUCUAAAUUUUGAUAUUAUAGACUGACGCACACAUACACAGAAAAAUCCUGUACUUAACUUAUACCGUGUCUAUUGUGUCUUAAGUAAGAUUACUUGCGAUGUUCGAUGCCAAUAAAGAUGAUAUUUUCGACCAGUACAGUAAUGAAAUCAAACUAUACACGGCCAGGCUAUCAGCAGAUCUAAAUUAAAUAAUUUAAUUAUACCAAGCCACACAUGUCAGUACGCUUAACGCUGUGCGUCGACUUCCAAGUUAUAUCAAGCGUAUUAAAAUUAUUUUAAACGUGUUAUUACGCAACGUGUGCUCGAUCAGUCGCGCGCUCGAUCAGUAGGGACGGUGUAGUAACCCGUUUAAAAUAAUUUUAAUAUUUGCGAGUUUUUAGCUGUAUAAAGUGAUUUACAAGUUAGUCUGAAAAGUUGUAUAAUUUUAGACUUAGUACAAACUAUGUCAAGUUAAGACUUAUUAGAGUAAUCCUAGGGCCAUGAUAGUUCCGAGCGACCAGCGUCAGCCGCCGUUCGUGUUUUCCGCACAUUGUAUUUAAAGUUUUUCACUUUUUUUUUCAGUGCGAUUUUUUAUGUUUUUUCAACUCGGAAUCGCCAGGUCUUUCUAACCUAGUAGAAGGAAAUAAGUGUCCUAAGAUUUCUAUUUCCAUUCCGUUAUACGAUUCGACUUUAUAUGACGGUAACGAAAUGGAAGGAACGUAAAAGAUAUGGAAUUCUGAUACACUUUUUUUAUAUAUUAAGAUCGAAAGAAGUCAUGAUUCUGAGCAGCAUAAAUUCCCAAAAUUGAUAUUAAAAUCGGUAGACGCUGAUUGUAUUUUUUGUGGCUCUACAGAUUUAAAUGAAAGCAAUUCAUAAUGGCCUAUGCAUUGAUUUGUGGACACAAUGUACGAGUGUUUUUGUAUUUGUAGGUUGAGCGCGGGGGCGGAUGCCCUGCGCUUUACAAAAUUCGCUUUUAUACACGAGUUUAGAUGAUACAAGCGUAGAUUUAGGCAAGCUUUAAGAGUAAUACAUAUUUUGUACAGUCACAAUAAGGGUCUGAUAUUUAUUUGCCAUGUUUAGUAGUCCGUUUUAGCGUUGUCACUUUUAUCUAUGUAAUCUGACACCUGUAUCUCCAUGCUGACAAUUGUCGUUUGACAUUGACAAUUGCUGGUCCAACAAGUAAACAUUGGCGCUAUGUACCGUCUUUACUUUCCGACCCAGAAAUGUACAGCACAUUGUUAGUGUCAAGUGACAAUUGUCAAGUUGGCGAGAAAGGCGCCGGUAAGGAUAUGAUGGUUGCAUUAUAAUCGAAUGACAUGUCGUGCACCAUUCUCGCUUACAUACGUUAUAGAAUGUGACGGCACGAUGAGACGAUAAAACCGCAACCAACUUUACAUUGAACCCAUUUUUGUGAAAUAUACAUUGUACGUUAAGACUCAAAACUGUAUUAAUGUUCAUAUAUCGCCCUAUGAUUGAUAGCAUGAUUUUUCGAUAUAUUUUUGGAUAUUGUCUUUUGAUAAUAUUCAAAAUGUGUGGGUUUAUUUGAAGCAAAGAAUUAUAUAAUAAUUAAUGUACAAUAAAAAGGCCAUACGUGUGGUAACUGAAUAGUAAAAAGUCAACAUUGACAACCAGACCGCAUGCGAAAACGCAUUGUCAGGUCUGUCGCUCGCGACUACAUAGUAAAAGUCGCACUUGUCAUACUGAGUCGAGCGCGACAACGCAAGUCUCUAAGAAUUACUAUAAAACCUUUCAACUAUAGUCCACUACUACGACCAUGUCCCACAAGGAAAACACGUAAUUAAAUAUAAUUACCGGUAUUUGAUUUUC